CGACGGAGACUGAUUCCAGCUGUGAGGAACUGCAGAAAGGCUCAAUUUUCUGGCUGUAGACUCUCAGAGAGUCACUGUGAAGUUGUGGCCUCAGCUCUGAAGUCCGACCCCUCCCAUCUGACAGAGUUGGACCUAAGUAACAACUACAACCUGACGGAUUCAGGAGUGAAACAUCUGUGUGUUGGACUGAAGAGUCCAAACUGUAGACUGGAGACUCUGAGAUUGAAUCUCUGCAGGUUGUCAGAGAUCAGCUGUGAUUCUCUGACCUCAGCUCUGAAGUCCAACCCCUCCCAUCUGAAACAUCUGGACCCUAGUGACAACUACCUGAUGGAUUCAGGAGUAAAACAUCUGUGUGGUUUUCUGAAGAGUCCAGACUGUAGACUGGAGACUCUGAGAUUGAGUUAUUGCAGGUUGUCAGAGAUCAGCUGUGAUUAUCUGGUCUCAGCUCUGAAGUCCAACCCCUCCCAUCUGAAACAUCUGGACCUGAGUAACAACAACCUUCAGGAUUCAGGAGUGAAACAUCUGUGUUGUUUUCUGGAGAGUCCAGACUGUAGACUGGAGACUCUGAGAUUGAGUUGGUGCAGGUUGUCAGAGAUCAGCUGUGAUUUUCUGGUCUCAGCUCUGAAGUCCAACCCCUCCCAUCUGAAACAUCUGGAGCUGACUAAAAACAAACUGAAGGGUUCAGAUGUGAAGCAGCUUCUUGAUCUUGUGAAGAGUCCAGACUGUAGACUGAAGACUCUGAGAUGUUUGCCAUUGUUCUAAACAGGACGGUAUGUGAGCUGAGAGAAGAUGAGCUGAGUCCUGAUGAUCCAGAGGUUGAAUCAGCAGCAGCUUGUGUGUAGAGAGACUCUGAUUGGACCAUGUUACUGGGAGAUGGAGUCAAGAGGAGAGCUUCAUCCACAUGUUUCUCCAUUUGACAUCAUCGUCAGAGCUGCAACUAACAGAACCAACAAAUAAAUAAAUAAAUGAUUCAGACACCAACAUAUUCUAUGUAGAUGUAAAGUUCCAGCAUCAACAAUUCUUUCUGUUGUUUCUUGUUGCUGAUUGUGUAUAUAUUUGUCCCAUCUGUAUUGUAAUUUGUGUCAUGUGGUUGUCAUUUUACAGUGUAUCUUUGUUGUCAUAUGGUUGUAAAGUAAAAUAUCUCCUGGUUGUAGUUUUUA
This is a messenger RNA of Mugil cephalus (flathead mullet), 1160 nucleotides long. RefSeq names its product NACHT, LRR and PYD domains-containing protein 12-like. Gene Ontology annotation, molecular function: protein binding. The annotation marks the transcript as partial. The record is from RefSeq and is a predicted model, not a curated record. NCBI's taxonomy places the organism in Eukaryota, Metazoa, Chordata, Actinopteri, Mugiliformes, Mugilidae. The transcript has 6 exons.